Nakaseomyces glabratus is the source of this 948-nucleotide messenger RNA. It is a transcript of the gene DYN3, whose product is annotated as dynein light intermediate chain. The record is from RefSeq and is a predicted model, not a curated record. NCBI's taxonomy places the organism in Eukaryota, Fungi, Ascomycota, Saccharomycetes, Saccharomycetales, Saccharomycetaceae.
AUGUUGAGAAGAGCAUUGGAAGAAAAAUAUGCUCUUAAAAUAGGUGAAAUAAGGACGACAACUGCUGUUAUAUGCUCCAUUAGUACAGAUACGAUUCUUGAUUUUGAGAAGCAAUGUCUCAAACCUCAUUGUACUUUUAGUAAACCAAUAAUAAAUUUAGGCUAUACAUAUUAUGACAUACCAUCAGAAUAUAAAGAAGAAUUGAAUGAAUCCAUAGCAGUAAACCAUAGGAUUGAUGCAUAUGCACUAAUAACCACGUUUGAUGAAACACCCAUUGAGUCUAUUGAACCACUAAUAUCAAAUGAUAAAUCAGAAAUAAAGUGGACAUUUCUGCUUGACUGGACUGAAUUACACCAGGGAACUUGGUUACGAUUUUUGUCAAAGCAAUUUGAGAGUCUUGAAUCGAAAGGUUACGAUUUGAAAAAUGAAAAUAUCUCUGUAUGGUGUAUGAACUCUGACUAUAUGUUCGAACUACAAAAAAAUGAUAUACUAUGGGAAUCGUUUCAUUUUGAAUAUUUACAACAAAGUUUACGGUCAGUCUUGUUUUAUAGGAAUGGUUCUUUGAUAUAUGUGGAUAAAAAAAGAAAUCAACUGCCGCUCUUCGAAAUAUUUGUUAAAUUAUGUUUACACAACAGAAAUGAUAAAUAUAAAUCUCUAAAUCAGUUUACAGAAAUGUCCGAAACCUCACAAGUUUUUAUUCCUUUUAACUCCGAUUCAGAGGAUUUGAUCAAGACAAUUGAUGAAGAAUUUCAGCCAGAGGAAGUAUUAAAACCGGAUUUUAUGCCUACCUUUGAGAAGGUGAUACCCUAUUCAAAACCAAAAGAUGAACCCCACUUACCACCAAUCGGUGAGUUACCUCAUUUUGAUAUGAAUAAAGAACUAGAAGAGGCGGCCAUCAUAUUAAAGCAAGCAAGCAAAAAAGAGGCAUAUGCUAAGCAGAAUAUAUGA